AUGUCUAUGAAGGACUUGGCAUAUAUCUGCUAUUCUUCUCCUGGUUCUAAUGAAAAUUCCCCUCUAGGCUCCGCAGCCUGCGUCCACUGCCAUCGGCGCAAAGUCCGAUGCGAUGCCCGCAUCGUCGGCCUCCCAUGCUCCAAUUGCCGUUCCGCGGGAAAGACCGACUGUCGGAUUCACGAAAAGAAGAAGCGUCUGGCGGUGCGAUCAAUCCUCGACCCCGUUCCGAUCCGCUGUCGACCACCUCCUGCUUCUUCUGAGCCUACACACAGACACUCUCUGCCUCUCACGGCUACAACCCCACCUGACGCUUUCACCACCACCUUUCGCGGCGUCCAACCGGAAGUGACAACACCUGUCGCACAUCCCGCAUCAAGUCUUCAUAAUCUUCAUCAAACGCUUAAUCAUAAUGUUAAUCACCACCCUCCCCAUAAUGGCGCCGGGUCAGCUGCAGAAUCUCCGACAUAUAACCGUCCCGCGGGCCAGGAUGUCUCGGCCGAAUCGGACUCCCACGCGGAUUUGGAGAAACGACUAGUGAAGCUCAUCGAUGAGGAAGAAUCGGGCAGUCGGGAGAUUCGUCGGGGUGUGCGAGCUAUAUACGUGGGCCAUGAGCUGUCGAACAUGUCUUUCUUGAUCCGUCAGCAACGCGACAAGGAUGACGACGUCUAUCACUUUGCAGGCAAUGAGAUUCCGCGACGACAGUUAAGGACCGGCCAUGAUCAGCUCCUCAUGGAUGCUCUCACUUUGCCUGAACCGGCCCUAGCAGAUGAACUGGUGCAAGCUUACUUUGACCACGUCAACCCAGGGUAUCCUAUCAUUGACGAGGACUUGUUCAUGGCGCAGUAUCGCAACCGGGACCCUGCUGAUCCUCCCCCGAUAUUGCUGCUACAAGCGAUUCUGCUAGUGGGAGCCCAUGUCACUCGUCCCAAAGCGGAACGCGAUGCCCUCAAGGAUAUUUUCUUCCGUCGUGCCAAGUGGCUGUUUGAUUCACGUAUUGAGCGUAAUCGCGAUAUCCUGGUGCAAGCUGCUCUACUUUUGACUUGGCACUCGGAUGGUGCCGACGAUGAUGUCGCAGCGAAUGCGCACUACUGGGUGGGUGUAGCUGCCAGGAUUGCUACUGGCCUCGGAAUGCACCGAAAUCCUAUCUCUAGCCGGUUUGUCUCCCGUGAUCGCCGGAUGUGGAGGAGGCUAUGGCACAUUAUAGUGCAAUUCGACGUUAUGGUAUCACUUUCGUAUGGUCGACCGCAGGCAAUAAACCUAGAAGACUCCGACGUGUCUCCAUUGACAAUCUCUGACUUCGAGGGCUGCGGACCUCGUGUCCAAUCCGACUACGUGAUCCAUUUCACUGAGCUCUCAGUAAUGAUCUCGUACAUCGUUCGAAGCCGCUUCGGACUACGAGUGAGCGCAGAGCGUCGCAAAGCCGUCCUCCUAGAAGCCGACGAAGCCCUCGCCAAUUGGUCCCUGAAGCUGCCCGAUAAACUACGUCUCCGAGCGUCCGACAUGGACCCCUGGUCCGCCAUGCUCCAUCUCACCUACAACAACUUCCUGAUCCUCCUCCACCGCCCACACCCCCGAGCAUCCGCCUACUCAGAUGACUACGGCCCGCACGAUGCCGAAAUCUGCAGCGCAGCCGCAGGAGUCAUCACCUCCAUCUUCGAAGAACUCCGAUUAAACGACCGCCUCAAGUUCCUCUGGUACUCCGGCGUCCACACCCUCUUCACAGCCAUGAUCCAAGUCCGCGUCGAACUCCGCUUCUCCAACCCCGUCCUAGCAAUCAACGCCCUCCGCCGCUUCGACUCAGCCUCCUACUCCCUCCGCGAACUAGCAAGCUAUUGGUUCCACGCAAACACCAUCCUCCGCCUCUUCGAAGACUCCAGACGCCUCCAAGAAGACCUCCGAAUGGCCACCAGCGAACGACCACCCCGCCGCUUCAGCAACCCUCAAGACCAACUCAAAACAACCCUACACUCCACCACCACUUCCACCUCCGCACCCACAGCAAUGCAGACACCAAGACCCCCCAACCCAACCCCGACAGACCGCCCUCUUCCCUUCGAAGUCCCCACCCCAGACUCCUCCACGAACCACCUCCCAACAAGCCCUCACCACAGCCACCCUCAACCUCAAUCUCAGCCCCAACAACAUCACCAUCUAGACGCCUGGAUCCCCCCACCUCCGCCAUCCGCCACCAUGACCCCCGUCGUCGACGCCAUCGACGCCGACGCGCCCCGCGAAUCUCUCGACUGGCGCCAACUCUUCUCCUUCACGGAUCUGGACCAGCCCGUGCUGCCUAUGGCCAUGGAAGGGCUACCAGAGUUAGAGGAUGAAUGGCGUCAGAUCUACUGGCAAGAGACUCCGAUGUCAGAUCUUCUGUUAGAUGGGGGGUGGAUGCAUGGAUAA
Aspergillus niger is the source of this 2400-nucleotide messenger RNA. RefSeq lists its product as uncharacterized. The record is from RefSeq and is a predicted model, not a curated record. Bases 1 to 2400 code for a protein of 799 amino acids. Lineage: Eukaryota; Fungi; Ascomycota; Eurotiomycetes; Eurotiales; Aspergillaceae. Gene Ontology annotation, molecular function: DNA binding; zinc ion binding; DNA-binding transcription factor activity, RNA polymerase II-specific. Gene Ontology annotation, biological process: DNA-templated transcription; regulation of DNA-templated transcription. The transcript has 2 exons.